AUGCUUCUAUUUUUGCUGUAUUUUUUAAAUUUAUUUUUUGAAUCAAACAUCUUUUCUCUUAUUCAGCCUUUGGAGAUACCAAAUUUCAAGCAGCCGAAUGCUCCUACGGUUCAAAGUAAUUCUCAGCAGCUAGAACUUAGAAUAAAUGAAUUGGAAACACAAGUAGAACAAUUAAAAGCAAAUGAUGGAUUGUCUUUAUUAAAAAUUAAAGGUUUAGAAGAAGAAUUAGAUGUUCGAGAAAAUGAGUUGGCUAGAGCACAAAGAGAAUACCACUCUUCGUUCUGA
This is a messenger RNA of Meloidogyne enterolobii, 285 nucleotides long. NCBI's taxonomy places the organism in Eukaryota, Metazoa, Nematoda, Chromadorea, Rhabditida, Meloidogynidae. The record is from the annotation of a GenBank genome assembly.